Lactuca virosa is the source of this 381-nucleotide messenger RNA. Lineage: Eukaryota; Viridiplantae; Streptophyta; Magnoliopsida; Asterales; Asteraceae. The record is from the annotation of a GenBank genome assembly.
AUGGUUGUGACAGAGGUGGUGGUAGUGGUAACAUCAGAAGAUGUGGUAGUGAUGGUUUUGAUAGUAAAGGGGGUCAAUGAGGAGGUGGUGUUGACUAAUUGUGAAGACGAUGAUGAUAGUGGUAGAUGUGGUAUUGGGUGGUAUAUGUGUGAGGUAGAGGUUUCAGCAUCAAUGAUUGUUGGAGUCGAUUGUCAGAUAUUUCUUCUUUCCGAUUCCAGGUUUUGCCAUUUUGGAUGAGCAUUUGUGGAUAUUUGUGUGUGUGUUUGUGGUGAUUCAAAUUUGAAUUAUGUGACAAUAUUUGUAAUUAAUAUUCAGUUUUGAUGAUUAGGUAACAUUGUGGAAGGAUUUUUGAUAAUGUAAUAUAUAAAAAAUCGAUGUAAC